This is a messenger RNA of Arachis duranensis, 2941 nucleotides long. RefSeq names its product protein MALE DISCOVERER 2-like. Gene Ontology annotation, biological process: protein phosphorylation. Lineage: Eukaryota; Viridiplantae; Streptophyta; Magnoliopsida; Fabales; Fabaceae. The transcript is spliced from 14 exons. Gene Ontology annotation, molecular function: protein kinase activity; protein binding; ATP binding. Bases 395 to 2590 code for a protein of 731 amino acids. The record is from RefSeq and is a predicted model, not a curated record.
UUUGCCAGAACCCUCAAACCUGCAUCAAUCAUCCUCUACAUUGCUCAAUUCCCAGCAAGAAAGAGAGUUCCUUUCUUGCACCCUUUUGUCCCUUGUGCAUGCUCUGCAUGCUCCUGAGGAUAAUUGAGACGAAAGCAUUGAGAUUAUGUCUUUGUUGAGCAAAAGCUUGUAACAAAGAGAUAGGAUUACACAGAAUGAGGGACCCUGAUUGGAUCAGAGCUUCCAUUAUACAAAACCUUUGCCAAGUUAAUUGAGUUUUUCUUCUUCUUCGUCCGAAUACAUUCUCUUUGUACAGCAAAAUCCUAGAAAUUGUGUACAUUGUAUUGCAUAGAAUCCUGGCUAUCAAGGAUUAUAGAUACCGUCUCAGUCACUCUGGCAUUGGUUUCCCAUAGAAAUGGGAAUGAGAUGGAACAUAUUUAGAUUUUGGCUCAGAAUUUAUGUUUGCUUAAUUGCUCUUUGGGGAAUCCAAGAGUGUUGCUCUCUUAAUGACGAAGGAAUAGCUUUGUUGGAGUUCCGGGCAAGAAUAACUUCUGAUCCUUAUUUUGCUUUGGCAAAUUGGAAUCCAAAUGAUUGUGAUCCCUGCAAGUGGUUUGGUGUUCGUUGUGUUGAUGGUAAAGUGCAAACAUUGGACCUUAAAGGACUAUCUUUGGAGGGGAUAUUGGCUCCUGAGCUUGGAAAGCUUAGUCACUUAAAAUCUCUCAUUUUGCGCAAGAAUAACUUUUCGGGCGCUAUUCCGGAAGAACUUGGAGAUCUAGCCAAGCUGGAGCUAUUGGAUUUAAGGGAAAAUAACUUGAGUGGAAUUAUCCCAACAGAAAUUGUCAGGUUGUUAUUGCUAAAACACUUGUUGCUUUGUAACAAUAACAAUGAAUGUGGUGGUUCUCAAUAUGACAAUGAUGGUGGGUGUUCUCAAUAUGACGAUGAAGGUGGUGGUUCUCAAUAUGAUGGAGAGUUCAGAUUUAAAUCACUACUUGUUGCCAAUUUUUCAGAACCUCUAACAACAUUGGUUGCAUGCAUCAAUAGAAAGUUUGGACACUGUGUGUGGAAGAGCAACUUGAAGGAAUGGAACGAACCAGAUUCAACGGUUAACCAAAUUAAAGUAACAAUUGCAAACUACCUCAGUGCUGUUGUGCUGCAACUGUUUAAGCUAGGAAAGCAUACCCUAGAUGGAAAUGAAGAGAAUUGUUGCGACCUUUUAACCGAUUCUAAUGAGAUAGACAACGUUGAAAACGUACCGGAUCUAGACAAUUCGGCACGUAGGAAGCUACUUGAUCAGUCCAGUAACCUUGCAGCCGCGCCAUAUAGUGGCGAGGCUAAUAUAGGGAUCAGCACUGAUCCAGUUACACAAAGCAGUGGGGGGUUCCCAGCUGUGCCAGCUGCAAAAGAGGAGCAGAAUCAAGCACCUCCACCUCCACAGCUGCAGCCACCUUCUGAUCCUAAAAGUGAUGCUUCUUCUAGUGCAAAUAAACCAAGUCAGCAACCACAUUCAGAUAAUGGUUCCUCUGGGAAUUGGAGGAAGUAUCUUCUUAUUAUUGCACUUGUGAUUGUGUUGGUCAUUGUUAUCAUAAUCAUUAUUUGCAUUUGGCGUAAAAGAGCAGUGAAGGUAAUAAAACCAUGGAAGACAGGAAUAAGUGGACAGUUGCAAAGGGCAUUCAUAACAGGAGUCCCGAAGUUGAAUAGAGAUGAACUAGAGACAGCUUGUGAGGAUUUCAGCAAUAUUGUUAGUACUAAGUAUGAUGAGUGCAUCAUAUACAAAGGAACCCUGUCCAGUGGAGUUGAGAUCGCUGUCGUUUCUACUGUGAUUAAAUCUGCCCAAGAUUGGUCAAAGAACACAGAGUUGAACUACCGGAGAAAGAUUGAUUCUCUGUCCCGAGUAAACCACAAGAACUUUGUUAACCUUAUUGGCUACUGUGAGGAAGAAGAACCAUUCACAAGGAUGAUGGUGUUGGAGUAUGCUCCGAAUGGAUGCCUAUUUGAGCAUCUGCAUGUUAGGGAAGUUGAACGUCUCAAAUGGAGUGAAAGGAUGAGGAUAAUCAUGGGCACUGCCUAUUGUCUUCAAUACAUGCAUCAUGACCUGAACCCACCAGUAACACAUACUGACCUUAAUGCACAUUCGAUCUUUUUGACAGAUGACUUCGCCGCUAAGAUUGCUCAGACCACAUUCCGGAAUAUCGUAACACGCUCUGAGGCAAACAAAGAGAGGAGAAAGAAAUCUGAGUUGCCACCCCAUGAUGAUCCUGAAACCAAUGUCUAUUGCUUUGGGGUGCUGUUGCUAGAGAUCGUUUCUGGGAGAUUACCUCACUCUGUAGAACAAGGCAGCCUUGUUGAUUGGGCUGCUGGGUACUUGAACGACAAGGGAAGCUUCAAAUAUCUGAUUGAUCCAACUCUGCAAUCUGUCAAAGACAAUGAACUUGAUGUCAUAUGUGAGGUGGUCAAAGAAUGUAUCCAACCUGAUCCAAGGUUAAGACCAACAAUGAGAGAAAUCGCAAUCAAAUUAAGGGAAGCUCUUAGAAUAUCACCUGAGCAAGCAGUUCCAAGAUUGUCUCCACUUUGGUGGGCUGAAUUGGAGAUCUUGUCAGUGGAAGCCACUUAAUUAAGUUUUAUCUGACUCUCUUCUAUUUGGUUUUUGUUCAUAGUCAAGUGUCUCUUUAGCCUUUUAUCAAGCAGCAAGAGUGCAAGUUAGGAUAUUUGCUAGUCAAGUUCUUUUUGCUCCGUUCUCUUUGGUCUUGAUCCUUAAGACCUUAGCCACUCAUGUCUCAACGGAAGUGUGUUUGUGUUGUUGAUCAACUAUGGGAUCUAAAAAUUUUAAUUUAGUAUUGGGAAUUUGGGAUGUUGAUCCCCACUCCCUAUGCAACUUUUGAAUAGGUGAGUAUAGCUCUAUAGAUUAUUGAAUUGUUCAUGUAAUGAAAUGAAACUAGUACUUUCUUGCUCGCUUGAUCUGUGA